UUCGCGGCUCCUGGUCUAAUUGAGCGGGGGAAGAUGGCGUCGGAAGUUCCAAGAAUGGAGCAGGAUGUCGAAGACGGAGAGAUUUCGGGCUCGGACUGCGAAAUGCCGGUCUCGGCUCCUUCCAGGAGUCCCCAACAGAACGAUAACGGUAAUCCAGCAAUAUCUUUUCCAAGCAGCAGUUCACAAUCAGCAACAAGUGUUCCUUAUCGGACAGUGAAAAGUAUGGAUUCAACUGAUGAAAGUUUUUCAGAUUCUGAUGAAGAGAGUGGUCUAUGGAAGCGAAAGCGACAAAAAUGUUCAAACCUUCCUCCCCCCAAACCAGAGCUUUUCCAAUUUCCUCCAAACUCUCACAAACAGAUCCCUAAAAAAGUCAACAAUAUAUGGGGUGAAGUUUUGCAAAGACAGAAUCAAGAUGAUAUGGCAAAAAACCUUGGGAUUCUAUGGAUGGAUGGCAACCUGGACAAAAGUCGAGGAUCAGAGGCCUACAACUACAUGUUAGCAAAACAGUUGGUGAAAGAAUCUGAAUCAGAAGUAGAGAAGACAUUAGACAAAGAGUUGGAUGAAUAUAUGCAAGAUGAUAAAAAGAUUGUAUCAAAAGAGGAGGAGUGGGAGGUGAAUAGACAAAGUCUCUGGAAACGGAAAAGGCCCAUAAAAGAGAGAGUGGGUCAAAGACAAGAAAUGAAUUUUAAAGGGAGGUAUGAAAUUACAGAAGAUGAUCCUGAAGAAAAAGUGGCAGAUGAAAUUGCCUAUCGACUUCAUGAACCAAAGAAAGAUCUAAUUGUACGGGUAGUGAAAAUCAUUGGGAAAAAGAAAUCUAUUGAACUACUGAUGGAAACAGCUGAGGUGGAGCAAAAUGGAGGUCUUUUAAUCAUGGAUGGUUCUAGAAGAAGAACUCCAGGUGGAGUUUAUAUAAAUUUGCUGAAAAACACACCUUGCAUAACCAGUGAACAAAUUAAG
Thamnophis sirtalis is the source of this 957-nucleotide messenger RNA. The record is from RefSeq and is a predicted model, not a curated record. NCBI's taxonomy places the organism in Eukaryota, Metazoa, Chordata, Lepidosauria, Squamata, Natricidae.